Cynara cardunculus var. scolymus (artichoke) is the source of this 3173-nucleotide messenger RNA. RefSeq names its product protein SMAX1-LIKE 4-like. The record is from RefSeq and is a predicted model, not a curated record. Bases 1 to 3162 code for a protein of 1053 amino acids. Lineage: Eukaryota; Viridiplantae; Streptophyta; Magnoliopsida; Asterales; Asteraceae. The transcript is spliced from 3 exons.
AUGCGCUCAGGAGCUUGUACUGUACAACAGACACUCACAACAGAGGCUGCUUCUGUUUUGAAGCACUCUCUUAGCCUAGCAAGGAGGAGAGGCCAUGCUCAGGUCACUCCCCUUCAUGUGGCUGCAACUCUUCUUAUGAGCUCAAGAGCCAGUAUUCUAAGAAGAGCUUGCCUCAAAUCACAAAACAAUUCUUCAUCUUCUUCUCAAAAUCCUCUUAUAAACCCUACUAACCCACCUCUCCAUUGUAGGGCACUUGAGCUUUGUUUCAAUGUGGCACUCAACAGGUUGCCCACAACCCCUGGACCACUCCUACAUGGCCAACCUUCACUUUCCAAUGCUCUCAUUGCUGCACUCAAGAGAGCUCAAGCUCAUCAGAGAAGGGGGUGUAUUGAGAACCAACAGACUCAUCAAAGUCAGCAGCAGUGCCACCAACAACAGCAGCCCCCAUUGUUGGCUAUUAAAGUGGAGCUUGAGCAGCUUAUUCUGUCUAUUCUUGAUGACCCAAGUGUUAGUAGGGUUAUGAGAGAAGCUGGUUUCUCAAGCACUGCUGUGAAAAGUAACUUGGAAGAUUUUUCUUCAAACUCUUUAACAUCUGCACCAAGAGUAUUCUUUAGCAGCUCUGGUGGUGGUGUUUACUCAUCUCCUUCCUCACCAAACUCUGAUCACCAAUACCAUCAUCAGAACCCUACUUUCUGGCAAACCCAUUUCUUGAAUCACUCUCCUGAUCAAAACCCAGUUUUCAUUUCUCCUUCCAAGAAAACCCCAUCUCCAGAUCAAUCCGAUCAUUCUUUGAAGAAAGACGUGAGCUUGGUUGUGGAGGUUUUGCUAGGAAAAAAGAAAAGAAAAAACGCAGUGAUCGUUGGAGAUUCUUUAUCGUUAACAGAAGGCGUAGUCAUUGAGCUUAUGGGGCAAGUAGAAAGAGGAGAUGUCCCAGAUGAAUUAAGAUGUGCUCAUUUCAUUAAGUUUCAGUUCUCAUCAGUGCCAUUGAGGUUCAUGAAGAGGGAAGAAGUGGAGAUGAAUUUAGCCGAUUUAAGAAGAAAAGUGGAAUCUCUUUCGUCAACAGGUGGAGUUAUCAUAUAUGCAGGUGACUUGAAAUGGACAGUUGAUGAGAAAGAAAACAUUGGGGGAGUGAUUGGCUUAUACAGUCCAAUUGAUCAUCUUGUUGUUGAAAUUGGGAGGUUGGUUUCACAGUAUAAUGUCACUAACAAAGUCUGGUUAAUUGGGACUGCAAAUUAUCAGACAUUCAUGAAGUGCAAGAUGAAAAAGCUUUCUCUUGAGCUUCAGUGGAGUCUUCAAGCUGUUUCUGUUCCUUCUGGUGGACUUGGGUUGAGUCUCAAUGCUGCUGCUGCUACUACUACCAGCUGUGGCAAUGAAUCAAGGGUAAAUUUGUCAAACAACACAAGAACCGAUGAAAUGGUGGAUAGGAAGCCAUUGAUAAGCAGCAAAGAAGAAGGUGAUGAAGAUGAUAUGGUCGUGAUGAAUUGUUGUGGAGAAUGCAACUUCAAUUAUGAAAAGGAAGCUGCUGCUGCUGCCGCCACUGCGACCGCCACCGCUAAGCCCUCCACCGUCUUACCCUUUUGGCUGCACCCAUCCACACCCAUUUCGUCCACCCUUCACAAGGAAAACUUAAUGGAGCUGAGGAGGAAGUGGAACAAAUUAUGCCAAAGUUUACACCAAGGAAGGCACAAUCUGAACAACAAUUACAUGAAUUCGUCACCAUUAAUAACCAACGACAAUCAAGGAUUGACUGGAAAAAGUUACUCCUACAACUCAUCGUGCUAUCCGUUUUGGCCAAACAACAAUAAUCAUCUAAAACACAACUCAUGCAUCUCUUUUGGUGAAACUUUGAAGGCUCAAAAUGGUGAGGGAGAGAGAUCUUAUCCCCGAUUCAGAAGACAACAAUCUUGUCACAUUGAUCUCAGUUUCAGCAGUGGGAAUCAUCAGAAAGUCGAUCAAGAACCAAACUUGGAUUGUCUCAAGAGUAGAGAAGAUGAUAAAGAAGUGAAAAUCACGCUCGGUCUUGGUUAUUCAGCCUCAGAUUUGUGCAGGAGACAAGAUGUUUACAAGUGUUUGCAAGAAAAUGUGCCAUGGCAUUCGGAGAAAAUGCAUUUGGUUGUUGAGUUUUUGAUGAGUUUUUCGUCAUCGAAAGCUGUAAAGAGAGAUUUUUGGUUUUUGAUGGAGGGGAAUGACUCCAUAGGGAAGAGACGAUUGGCAAUGGCAAUUGCGGAGGCCAUAUUUGGGUCUAAAGAUUCGUUUUUGUGCUUUAACAUGAGGGGUUCCCUGAACAAAUGCCACAAUCUUGAAAGGGCGCUGAAAGAUAAAGAUGUGGUUGUUUUUGUUGAAGAUGCUGAUUUUGGAGAUGGGAAGUUUUUAAAAUCUUUAAGUGAUGGAUUUGAGAAGGGUAACUUCGGUGAAAACGGUCAUGUUAUAUUUGUUUUGAGCAAGAGUGAUCAUCUUGAGGAUGACAAAAGAAGCCGGAUUUCAACAACUCAACUGAAAUUGGUUGUGAACCAGAUGAAUCCAGCCACAGAAAUCGAUCAAAAGCGAAAGACAAAGUGGGAUACGGAUGAAUUAAGCAAGAGGAAAGUUCCAAGAAUAGAAGAGGACGAAAUCAAGAAAGACUUGUCUAGGCAAUCAAGCUCAAACACUCUUGAUCUCAAUGUCAAAGCUGAGGCUGAUCAACACGACGAAAAUGAAGACACACUAGAAUUCAGUCCUAAUUCAAGCGAUUUGACCCGUGAAAUGGAUGGUAGUCCACGAAAUCCACUUGGGUUUCUUGAGACGGUGAAAACCCGGUUCAUAUUUGACCGAUCUCCAGCUCGAGAUAGCUUGAUGAAAGAGAGCUUGAUGUUCAAGAUAAAAGGGGCAUUUGAGGAAGUGUUUGGCAGCAUAGAAUUUGAGUUGAAUGUGGAAGAAAUGGUGUUAGAAGAGGUUUUAUUUGGGUUUGGGUUAUACUUGAAUGGCUUAUUUGAGAAAUGGCUGAAAGAAGUUUUUCAAACAAGCUUGGAAAUGGUGAAAAGUGGGGGGACAGGAGUAAAAAGUUUAAAGGUGCGUUUGGUGAUAGAUGAAAAAGAUGGGGAUGGGGUUGGUAUACAAGAAAAAGAUGAGGGGUUCAUGGGUUCGAAUCUCCCUAACAAAAUCAAAAUAUGUUUUAUUAUGUAGGUUUAUCUCAC